AUGGGCUGUGAGUGCCCAGGCAGGCUGGGCCGGGCUGCGAGCUCCGAGGGCUGGAGGGUGUACAUCAAGGUGGGCUCUGCUGCGCCCUUCUCCACCUGCCUGAAGAUGGUGGCGUCGCCAGACAGCCAGGCCCGCUGUGCUCAGGGCCAGCCCCCGCUCCUGUCCUGCUACGACACCUUGGCAUCCCACUUCCGAGUUGACUGGUGCAACGUGUCCCUGGUGGAUGAGACAGUGCCGGCGCCUGCGGACGAGGUGCCCGCCCUAGGGGACGGCAUCCUGGAGUAUGAUCCGUUCUUCUGCCCCCCAACUGACGCUGUGGCCCGAGACUUCCUGGCAGACGCCCUGGUCACCCUCCUGGUGCCUCUGCUGGUGGCUCUGCUGCUUACCCUGCUGCUGGCCUAUGUCAUGUGCUGUCGGCGAGAGGGGCGACUGAAGAGAGAUCUGGCCACGUCUGACCUCCAGAUGGUCCACCACAGCACCAUCCACGGGAACACGGAGGAGCUGCGGCAGAUGGCGGCCACCCGUGAGGUGCCCCGGCCUCUCUCCACCCUGCCCAUGUUCAACGUGCGCACAGGCGAGCGGCUGCCACCCCGCGUGGACAGCGCCCAGGUGCCCCUCAUCCUGGACCAGCACUGAGGGCCUGGCCAGACCCUUGGCCACGGCUGAUGCCAGUUGGACCCCAUGCUCCGAGGAAGCAGAGGAUGGGAGGUGUUUGGAGUCCGGACUCCCAGAAUAAAUACCUGCUGCUUGCUUGUCUAUUGCCGCAAGU
Molecule: messenger RNA, 769 nt
Organism: Fukomys damarensis (Damara mole-rat)
Lineage: Eukaryota; Metazoa; Chordata; Mammalia; Rodentia; Bathyergidae
Gene: Sgca
Product: sarcoglycan alpha
Exons: 6
Coding region: 1-636 (211 amino acids)
Cellular component (GO): sarcoglycan complex
Source: RefSeq, a predicted model, not a curated record